AGCAUCAUAAUGACUUAUUAAGGUGGACAGCAUCUCUGUAGUUAUUCUGCGAAGUAAUCUAAAACGACAUAUGAAUGGUGCUUGUGCGAUGUUUCUCCGGGGUAAACACGUGGACAGAAACAACAACAACAACAACGAACAGCUUACCGUAAUAGGAGAAGUGGGUCGAGUGAGUAAAGCCGUGUUCUCCCUCCUCGUGCUGGGCAUCCUAGGAAUCGGUGGAGGCGUUAUCAUCAUCACCUUUCGCAGAAAGAUCACCUGCCGCCGCGGCGAACGCAGAGACCCACUGGAGACUGUUGUUCAGCUGCGGGAACAAAUUAGGCAACUGGGAAGAAGGAUGGAUGUGGAGGAAGGAGAGGUGGGAGAGGGACGACCCAUGCCCUAUUUAUCACCGCAAACAGCGACAACCUCGGUGUAAUGUUACCCCUGUACCACUGUGAACGUGGUUCCACGUCUGAGUUACCUGACUCACAAUAUAAAUAUAAUAAUGUUUUAACCAGAAAA
Messenger RNA from Haliotis rubra (blacklip abalone), 504 nucleotides. RefSeq lists its product as uncharacterized. The record is from RefSeq and is a predicted model, not a curated record. Bases 71 to 418 code for a protein of 115 amino acids. The transcript has 2 exons. Lineage: Eukaryota; Metazoa; Mollusca; Gastropoda; Lepetellida; Haliotidae.